This is a messenger RNA of Aedes aegypti (yellow fever mosquito), 1168 nucleotides long. RefSeq lists its product as uncharacterized. The transcript has 3 exons. Bases 289 to 852 code for a protein of 187 amino acids. NCBI's taxonomy places the organism in Eukaryota, Metazoa, Arthropoda, Insecta, Diptera, Culicidae. The record is from RefSeq and is a predicted model, not a curated record.
AUAAACUGUUUACUUUUUGGUUUCCCGAAGAUCCAGCAAAGAAAAAUCUCAGGAUUUCCAAAAUAUAAUCAUCCUGCUGAUUGGCAUUUAGUGAAAUUUGUUAAAUAAAAUUGCCUAGGGCUUCAUUUUCUGUGAUACGGGGUGACAACGGCGCACCGGAUUUCGCUAACUGUUGAAAAAUUGUGUGUUUUCCUGAACUGGUCCUGCCCUUAUAGAAAUUUGCAUUCUUUUUUAUUUACGUGAUUCUUGGCUUCAUUCUCGGAUUGAUUGGGGUUUAGAAAAUACAGGAUGGAACAGCAACAACGGUUCCGGACAGGCGAACGGAUCAACAAUAUCUCAACCAAUACGUUUCAAAUCUGGGAAACGACAGUCCGUCUGGCUCGGAUUCGAACUCUGAUGGAUCAUUUGUGCGCCGCCAAUGACGAGAAUGAUGAGCUAAUUUACUGUCUGCGCGAACCUAAUGAGCCCAUCGAGGAGACCCCAGAGGAUGCUAGUAGCACGGACACCGAUCCGGACGAGGAGGACAGCUCGAUUAACUCCAUAAUCAAAGAUAUUCGCUCGCGACCACGUACCCGCGGGGCCGUCAAAAUGAUAUUUUACAACCGGUUGGCGAUGAUCUCGGACAAAUUGGCACAGGACAUCAAAUUCCGUUCGGAGAACGCGGAGUUCUUCGACGAUCUCGAACUGGUGCUCAGCAGGAUGAGCGAUGAAGCGGCCGAGAUCACAAAGCGAGAAAUAAUGAAAUAUUUGGCCGAAGCCAAGGAACGGCUCGCCAAGAAAGGACGAGAACGACAGCAAUUGCUUCAACAGCAACAACAACAGCAGCAACAAAGUCCUUCUGGUUCCAGUUAAACAGGUCACUCAUGUAGGUAGUAUCGCUCUCCAAAAUUUGGACAGGAAAAAAAAAGAUGAUCAAAUUGAUGAAACUUUCUCCUUAUUUUAAAACGUGAUUUUUACCCACACCAUGGGAUCGAAUGCUUGCACAUUGAAGAAAAGUACUCAUUAACUCGAAUAUUCGGUUUAUUGUAAUACACAUGGAAUGAAUACAUAUAUAUCUUAAUUAGGCGAUCGUCAAUGUACUGUCUGAAUGACUUUAUUUUUCCAUAAUUGUUUAUUUAUAAUUGUUUGCCAGAAUUAUUCCAAUACAAAUGAUUUGAGAAAAUGGAAA